AUGGGGAAUUGGUGUGGUUUGGGGCUCCAUCUCAUUUUCUUAUGCGUUUUUUUGGUUGCAAACACAUAUACUUGUCUGGGCGUUCGAAAUACCAGUGUCAUUAAUUGCUCUCAACAAGAGCGACUUGCUCUUCUCAAGUUCAAAAACAGUGUCAGAGAUCGUGCUGGAAUGUUGUCAUCAUGGGUUGGAAAUGACUGUUGCCUGUGGCGGGGAAUCCAGUGUGAUGGUGUCUCUGGAAAUAUUCAACGCCUUGAUCUCAAAGGAGAUUACCCCUACAUCUACAGCUACUACUACGACUACUACUUAGCUGGUAAUAGUGCGAGCUCUUCUUUGGCAGAGUUGAGGCAUCUCAAAUACCUCGACUUGAGUGGGAAUAAUUUCCAUGGUAUUAUUCCUGAGUUCAUUGGAUCCUUGAAACAGCUGACCUACCUCAAUCUCUCUCAUGCUUCUUUUAAUGGUAUUAUUCCUCCUCACAUUGGAAAUCUUUCUAAUUUAAAGGUUCUUGACCUCAGUUCAAACAGAGGGUUGAUAGCAGAUGACAUGGCAUGGGCUUUUGGGCUUUCAUCGCUCGAGCUUCUAGACUUGAGUUUAGUAGUAUUUACUGAAGCACAAGACUGGGGCAUGGUGCUUCACAUGAUGCCCUCGUUAAUAAAGUUAAGUUUGUCAUGGUGUGGACUUUCCAAUGCUGAUCUUGGUCCUUUUCUUAAUUCCAGUAGAAUACUUCCCAACAUCCAACACCUUGAUCUUGGCUACAAUUCUUUCAAAGCUCCAUUUCCUGCAUUUUUUCAAAAUAUGACAUCCCUAGCAUUCCUAGAUCUUUCAUACUUUAAUCUUAGUUCGGGAUCGAACUUUGCAAAAUUGCUAAACAUGAUCCCUUCUUUAUCAGAGCUGCAUUUGUCUGAUUGUAGCCUCGAUAUGACACAUCUAUCAUCCCACCGUCUUAAUUUCAGUACAUUUUUUAAUAUCCAACACCUCGAUCUUAGCAACAAUCCACUUGAAGGCGAUUUUCCCUCUUUUUUGGCAAACAUGACUUCCCUAAGAGUACUUGACCUUUCAGAAACCAUGCUGAAUUCAUCACUUCCUAUUAUGCCUAAACUUACGGGGCUUGAUCUUUCUCGUAACAAGUUUAUGCAGGUUGAGGAUGUUGGAAUCUGGAGACAGUGCCACCUGAAAUAA
Molecule: messenger RNA, 1176 nt
Organism: Lactuca saligna
Lineage: Eukaryota; Viridiplantae; Streptophyta; Magnoliopsida; Asterales; Asteraceae
Source: the annotation of a GenBank genome assembly